GGGCCGGUUUGUUACCCGGAUGUAGAAGCCCAUGUGCGUUGCAGUGGAGCUCCUUGAAUUGCAGCAGGAGAACCUUCCUUGCGUUAUAUCACUCCUUUCUCUCCUCCAGCCGGGUGCUACGCUUCCAGUCCUUGUUAAAAAAUGUUCCGCUUGCCCAGUGUGAUGAGGCAGAUGAGGCCUGUGUGCAGGGCUCUGGCUCCACACCUCACUCGCUCCUAUGCCAAGGAGGUCAAGUUUGGAGCAGAUGCCCGGGCACUCAUGCUCCAGGGAGUGGACCUGUUGGCAGAUGCUGUUGCUGUCACUAUGGGACCAAAGGGUCGCACAGUUAUCAUCGAGCAGAGCUGGGGCAGCCCAAAAGUCACUAAAGAUGGAGUCACAGUUGCCAAAAGCAUUGACCUUAAAGACAAGUAUAAGAACAUCGGGGCCAGGCUGGUGCAGGAUGUAGCUAAUAACACAAAUGAGGAGGCAGGGGACGGCACCACCACCGCCACUGUACUGGCACGGGCUAUUGCCAAGGAGGGCUUCGACACCAUCAGCAAAGGUGCCAACCCCAUUGAGAUCCGCCGAGGAGUCAUGCUGGCUGUGGAAACGGUCAUCAACGAGCUCAAGAAGCUGUCCAAACCGGUCACUACACCUGAGGAAAUUGCUCAGGUGGCCACUAUUUCUGCCAAUGGAGACACUGAAGUGGGUAUGAUUAUCUCUAACGCCAUGAAGAAAGUUGGACGUAAAGGAGUGAUCACUGUGAAGGAUGGCAAAACUCUGCACGAUGAGCUGGAGAUCAUAGAAGGCAUGAAGUUUGACCGUGGCUACAUCUCACCCUACUUUAUCAACACUGCUAAAGGUCAGAAGUGUGAGUUCCAGGAUGCCUACCUGCUUCUGUGUGAAAAGAAGAUCUCCAGCGUCCAGAGCAUCGUGCCAGCCCUGGAACUCGCCAACCAGCACCGUAAACCCCUGGUCAUUGUGGCUGAGGAUGUAGACGGAGAGGCCCUCAGCACUCUUGUCCUCAACAGGUUGAAGGUUGGACUGCAGGUUGUGGCAGUGAAGGCCCCAGGCUUCGGAGACAACAGGAAGAACCAGCUGAAAGACAUGGCUAUUGCUACUGGAGGAACUGUGUUUGGCGACGAGGCUGUUGGCCUGGCUCUCGAGGAUGUACAGGUACAUGACUUUGGUCGCGUGGGUGAGUUGGUCGUGACCAAAGACGACACCAUGCUGCUGAAGGGCCGCGGCGACCCGGCCGCCAUCGAGAAGCGAGCUGCCGAGAUCGCCGAACAGCUGGAGAACACCACCAGCGACUACGAGAAGGAGAAACUCAACGAGCGCCUGGCCAAGCUCUCUGAUGGAGUGGCUGUGCUCAAGGUUGGUGGAACGAGUGACGUGGAGGUGAAUGAGAAGAAAGACAGAGUUACUGAUGCUCUAAACGCCACCAGGGCCGCUGUCGAAGAGGGCAUUGUUCCUGGAGGAGGUUGCGCUCUCCUGCGCUGCAUUCCCGCCCUGGACACUAUCAAACCCAUCAACGAGGACCAGAAGAUCGGUAUCGACAUCAUCCGCAGAGCACUGCGCAUCCCCGCCAUGACCAUUGCUAAGAACGCAGGAGUUGAGGGUUCUUUGGUGGUGGAAAAAAUACUGCAGAGCGGCAGUGAGAUCGGCUACGAUGCCCUUCAUGGCGAGUACGUCAACAUGGUGGAGAGAGGAAUCAUCGACCCUACAAAGGUGGUAAGGACAGCCCUGCUGGACGCUGCUGGUGUCGCAUCCCUGCUCUCGACGGCGGAAGCUGUGGUCACAGAGUUGCCCAAGGAGGAGAAGGAGGUUCCAGGGGGAAUGGGCGGCAUGGGUGGUAUGGGCGGCAUGGGUGGUAUGGGAUUCUAAACUCCACUACCACAUGUGCCAUACAGACUUUGAGGUAGGGAGGGUGAUGGCAUGGGACACAAAUUGACCCUUCCCUUGCACCCCCCUUUCCUACCUGGAAAGGUGUGUGACAAUGCAGAAGAAACGGAUAACCCCCGUCCCACAUUCUUCUAAAAAAUCAAGUCUGAUCUCGCCUCUCCACUCGGGGCUGAAGCUGACCUGACCUCAUUGCACAGAAGACAAGCACCAAGUGACCAGACUCGGCCUGUGGCAUCAGUUCAUACGCAACAUGCUCAGUUUAAUCAGUGGUUAAUAUAGUAGGCAGCAAGAAUUCUCUCAUCUGUCCUAUUUGUGCAUCGAAUGAAUAAUAUUAAGGAGUACUUGUUGCUAAAAGUUCUAAAAAAGCUUCAGUGUUGAGGAACUUGAGCCAGAUGUCAGCAAAUUCCUUUUUUUUGUCCAGUUUGUCUCUUUUUGUGUAUGUUACGUUUACACCUGUUCUAAACAUUCACUUGUCAGUCAAGAACAUUAAAAUGAUUUCACUGAUGA
This is a messenger RNA of Silurus meridionalis, 2391 nucleotides long. It is a transcript of the gene hspd1, whose product is annotated as heat shock 60 protein 1. Bases 142 to 1866 code for a protein of 574 amino acids. The record is from RefSeq and is a predicted model, not a curated record. Gene Ontology annotation, molecular function: protein-folding chaperone binding; ATP-dependent protein folding chaperone; ATP binding. Gene Ontology annotation, biological process: positive regulation of interleukin-6 production; protein refolding; positive regulation of T cell activation. NCBI's taxonomy places the organism in Eukaryota, Metazoa, Chordata, Actinopteri, Siluriformes, Siluridae. Gene Ontology annotation, cellular component: mitochondrial matrix; mitochondrial inner membrane. The transcript has 11 exons.